Molecule: messenger RNA, 3833 nt
Organism: Sphaerodactylus townsendi
Lineage: Eukaryota; Metazoa; Chordata; Lepidosauria; Squamata; Sphaerodactylidae
Product: protocadherin-10-like
Exons: 4
Coding region: 155-3208 (1017 amino acids)
Biological process (GO): homophilic cell-cell adhesion
Cellular component (GO): plasma membrane
Molecular function (GO): calcium ion binding
Source: RefSeq, a predicted model, not a curated record
UGCGGUGCUGAAGUGGCGAGCGGCGCCUCCCUCGGCGCUCCUCCCGCCAGCCCCGAGCCGCCGCUGCUGCCAGUCCGAGUCCGGCGGCGCCGAUGAAGAGGCGGCCGGGCGGCAGGUGCGGCAGCGGGGCCGGGGCUCUGCGCGGCCGCCACCCAUGCCUCGGGACGGCGGCGACGGCGGGGCUCCCCGCGGGGCGGCGGGCUCCGGCCGGCGCUGCCGGGGGCGGCCGGCGCUGGCGGGGCUGCUGCUAACUUCUUGCCUGGCGGCGGCGGCGGCAGCAGCAGCAGCAGCGGCGGGGUCGGCGGCGGGCCAGCUGCGCUACUCGGUGCCGGAGGAGCUGGAGCACGGCGCCUUCGUGGCCAACCUGGCCGAGGACCUGGGGCUGGACGUGUCGCGGCUGUCGGCGCGCCGCUUCCGCCUGGUGUCCCGCGCCGGGGCCCCGCAGCACCUGGAGGUCAACUUGGAGAACGGCAUCCUCUUCGUCAACGAGAAGAUGGACCGGGAGGCGCUGUGCGAGGCCGGCGGCGGCGGCGCGGGGGGCGCGGGGGGCUUGUGCCUGCUCCACCUGCAGCUGGUGCUGGAGAGCCCGCUGGAGCUGCACCGGGUGGAGGUGGAGGUGCUGGACAUCAACGACAACGCGCCGCGCUUCCCGUGGCCGGAGUUCGUGCUGGAGGUGAGCGAGUCGGCGCUGCCGGGCGCCCGCUUCCCGCUGGAGAGCGCGCAGGACCCGGACGUGGGCGCCAACUCGCUGCGCACCUACCGCCUCAGCCCCAACGCCUUCUUCUCGCUCGAGGUGCAGCGGCGCAGCGACGGCAGCAAGUUCGCCGAGCUGGUGCUGGAGCGCAGCCUGGACCGCGAGCAGCAGCGCAGCCACCGGCUGCUGCUCACCGCCCUGGACGGCGGCCUGCCCGAGCGCUCGGGCACGGCCAGGGUGGUGGUCACCGUGCUGGACGCCAACGACAACGUGCCCGUCUUCGAGCGCUCCUCCUACAGCGUCAGCCUGCCCGAGGACGCGCCCAAAGGCACGCUGGUGCUCCGGCUCAACGCCACCGACCGCGACGAGGGCGCCAACGGCGAGGUGGAGUACUCCUUCAGCGGGCACGCGCCGCCGCGGGCGCGGGAGCUCUUCGCCGUCGAGCCGCGCAGCGGGCAGGUGCGCCUCAAGGGCCAGCUGGACUACGAGCGCGCCAGCCUGCACGAGCUCUACGUGCAGGCCAAGGACCGCGGGCCCUCGGCGGUGGCCGUCCACUGCCGCGUCCUGGUGCACCUGCUCGACGUCAACGACAACGCGCCCGAGGUGAGCCUCACCUCCGUCUCCACGCCCGUGCUGGAGGACGCGCCGGCGGGCACCGUCAUCGCCGUCAUCAGCGUGCUGGACCGCGACUCGGGCGACAACGGCCAGGUCAGCUGCGAGAUCCCCCCCGACGUGCCGUUCCGCCUGCAGGCCUCCUUCCCCAACUACUACACGCUGGUGACCACGCAGGCGCUGGACCGCGAGGCCGUGGCCGAGUACAACCUGAGCAUCACGGCGCGGGAUCGCGGAUCGCCCGCGCUGGCCACCCGCCAGACCCUGCGCGUCCAGGUGUCCGACAUCAACGACAACGCGCCGCGCUUCUCGCAGGCCGUCUACAGCGUCUACGUGCUGGAGAACAACGCCCCCGGCGCCUCCAUCUGCUCGGUCACGGCGCGGGACCCCGACGCCCGGCAGAACGCCUACCUGGCCUACUCGCUGGCCGAAGGGCACAUCCAAGGCAUGCCGGUGGCCACCUAUGUCUCCAUCAACUCGGACAGCGGCCACAUGUACGCGCUGCGCUCCCUCGACUACGAGCAGCUGCGCGACUUCGCCGUGCGCGUGGUGGCCCAGGACGCCGGCUUCCCGCCGCUCAGCAGCACGGCCACCGUGCACGUCUACGUGCUGGACCAGAACGACAACGCGCCCGUGGUGGUGGCGCCGCUGCCGCGCAACGGCUCGCUGGCCGUCGAGGCCGUCCCCCGUGGCGCAGAGCCGGGCUACCUGGUGGCCAAGGUGGCGGCCGUGGACGCGGACGCCGGGCAGAACGCGCGCCUGGCCUACCAGCUGGUGCAGGCCACCGAGGCCGGCCUCUUCAGCGUGGCCCUCUACACCGGCGAGAUCCGCACCGUGCGCGCCUUCCAGGAGAAGGACGCCCCGCGGCAGCGGCUGGUCAUCCAGGUGCGCGACGGCGGCCAGCCGCCCCUCUCCGCCUCCGUCUCGCUGCUGCUCUCGCUGGUCGACGGCCUGCCGGAGGCGCUGCCCGACCUCCGCGAGCUGCCCCCCGGGCCCGAGGCGCCCCCCGCGCCACUCACGCUCUACCUGAUCGUCUCGCUGGGCUCCGUCUCCUUCACCUUCCUGGUGGCCAUCCUGGUCCUGACCGCGGUCAAGUGCCGCAAGGACCGCCUCGCCUGGCGCGACUAUGGCUGCUCGCUCCCGGCAGCCGCCGCCGCCGCCUCCUGCUGCUGCCGCCGCCGCCGCUGCCCCCCCUGCUGCCCGGGCUCCGGAGACCGCUCGGCCGCCCCGUCGGACCUCUUCAAGAACCCCAACAACGCCAACCCGCAGGGCGCCCCGGCCAGCAAGGGGACGGCAGGCGGCUGCGGGGACGGCGGGGCCCUGGGCGGCCCCCCGGGCUACUGUUACAAAGUCUGCCUCACCCCGGAGUCCGCCAAGAGCGACUUCAUGUUCCUGAAACCCUACGGACCGGAUCCGCCUCGCAACAAUGAGAAAGGGGCGGACAACGGGGCCCCGGCCAAGGGGGGCAGGAACGCUCUGCAGCCCGCCAGCCAGGCGAAACAGCCCAACACAGACCGACUGCCAUCCAAGACUCAGCAGUCAACCCUGAAAAGCUCGCGGAGCCUGGAAGAUAUCGGGGGAGUCCGUCGAGGAGCCCAGAAAGAACAUGACAGGCUGCGCACUCUGGUCACUCCGGUGUCUGAGCUCCAGAAGACAUCUGCCCCACCCAACAGCAUGUGGACCCCCCCAUAUGCCCCCCUGUACACACAGCAUGCCUCCCCCCUGGAUUAUCAACACAAUGUGUAUAUUCCAGGGACCCCAACCAUGCCUGCCACCAAGGACGGGCCCUCUUUUCAGGAUCAGGAGGCCAAGAACAGCUUCUCCACCUUCGGGAAGAGGAAGAAAAUGACUACCUAUUGCGAUAUACACGACAACAGGGUUAUUAACAAUAACUUGAAAUAAUGCUUGCUCAUGACCAAUAGGGGGCGAGGAGGCUGCCCAGACGCUGUCCAUGGUGCUGGCAAAGUUAGGGUGCCCUUGCUGACCUUCGCCACCUGCACCGUCCUGUCUGCAACUGAUGGGCAAAGGACUGUCCAAGCGGUACAGCUUGGAAGACUGCGGGGUACUGCCCUGUCAAGCCGCUGUCUGCUAGUGCAAUGAAACUGGAGAUAAGGAGGACAGUGACUGAUAGCUCCUGGGCGGAGAGACGAAACGAAAGGAAAUCAAAAGAACGCUGAUGAAAACGUUCUUCUUUCAUUUGGCAAGGCUGGUGGUCGCUCUCAGCGGAAACUGCUGCAUGACUGGCAGUUUGAUAUUGGCUGUCCAGUGUUACACAAACCAUCGGUCUCACAUUGUGAAACAAAACAGGUCUCCAGUGGAGGCAGAGUCGUCAAUACAGCCAUGUCCUGUAUUACCCUAUGCGAUCUUUGUAAAGAGCUCCACUUUGUGAACGUUUGUGGUUUCUUUUUUCAUGGGGUUGUGUGAACAUAUCGCAAGCAUACCUCUGUGUGUUUCUUUUUAGCACAUCAACAUGGCUCUAAUGCGGCAUAUCACAAAAUGCCAAAAAAAUACAGGGGAUAAAAAUGGA